CGUGGACUGUCAGAGUGAAUGUCUUCGAAUUUGCACCUCAUGAUGAACUCGAUCGAGUCUCAUAUCGUCAAUCGACCAUCUCUCCGAACUCUUUGCCCGCCUCGACCUCAGAGCGCGCUCGCAAGCCUGGAAGAUUACUGUGCUCAUCUGUGCCGGCAUCAUGAGAAGACAGCUCUGGUCCGAAUGUCGCGCAACGCAUCAUUGACCAAAUCAUCAACGACGAGUCACUGCGAUUGGCAGCCAUAGUGAUACGUCGACGCGAACCCAACGCAUCAUGCCCUGGAUCGGCCGCACUUCGUCAUCCACCACGAGAUGCUUCUUCUGCCACACCGCUUCCAGCGCUUCAGCAUACGCGUCCACCUCUUCAGCUCCUUCAACACCACGGGUAUGGAGGUGCGAAGAGUGCGGUCAGAUCAAUGCCAGCGAUUGGGAAGUUGGGGAGAAGGCUAGAAGCAUGGAUGCUGCUGGUGCCGCUUUGCAGUACGAAGCGUCGAAGAGCGUCAGAUACGCUUCGCCGAUUGCCAGUGGACAUGCGUCUCUUGGGCUUGGCAGACCCUCGUCGAUGCCUCACAAUGGCCACGAGCUCGCGACGCAACGCUCCAAUUCCCGCUCCUCUGGGAGCAGACGCUGGCCCUCCAACGAGCUGGGCCGAGACACGUCGACGCAGAUCAACAAGGGACCCUUCUGUCAUAGGUGCGCAACAAAUCAGACGAUAGUCACCUCUCUCCUCUCCUCCUACUACCCUCAAAGCGGAUCUGUGUCUGUGCUGGAAGAAGCGCAACUCGAAUCAGAGUAUCCUUCGUACGUCGCUUCGUUGGAAGAACGCUAUCCCACUUUGUGCGAAGUGUGCAGACCAAGGGUGGAAGAGACGAUCAGGGAGAGGGAUAGGAUGGCUAGAGCUCAGGCUUACCAGGGGUGGUUGGGAAGCGCAAGAGCGGAGCGGAAUGGUGGUGCAACGGCGGAACGAUGGCAGGAUCACAGUCAUGUUAGAACGAAUCAGGCACACCUUCCCCGACCUCUUCACAACCCCACAACGCCAGACCUGCAGCACGGCACACGAUUAGGUGUACUCGUCUGGGCCAUCAGAGGAGCGCUUUGGGCAGCAAGCACCGCUGCGGGACUAACUCUGUCGCUGUGUGCGGCAUUGCCGCCCCACCUGGAUCCCAUGCCAUCGCCGAUAGAGCAUCGUGUAGCCCGACUCCUGCUUCUUAGCUUGCCUCUAGCACCGUUUUGGACCUUUUGGGAUCCGUUCUACCUGCGUCUUCUGAGCACGAGAAGACGUCUGGGGGCGAACGUCAAAGUGCGAUAUCACGGCAGACCGCAGUGGCUCCAUACUCAAGCGCUUCUCCUAGUGCUCAGAAGUCUGGGUGCUCUGCUCUGCUUGCAGCUACGUGCGAACAGUGAGGAAAUUCGUGACCCCGCGCUGAAGGCGUCUCACGAUGUUUCGUGGUGGCACAGCGGCAGUACGGCUGCCAGCUGCUCGCUUGUACUGGCGUGGAUCUUCAACAAAGCUUCGAGGACUGUCACUUCCGCAUUCAUGUGCCUCGCACAAGCCUUUCUGCUCUCUAGAGCCUGCCUAGCACUUUCGAUCAGCAGACCCGCAAGUCUGAGGCUUGUGUCCACCUCGACUCCUGCAGCAGGUGCGAGGCGCAGCGAGCCGAGCUUGCGUAGUAGAACACCUUCACCCGAGACUACCUUUGCGGAUCUGAAUCUGGACCCUCUGGCGGCCUCCGCCUCGAAGCUGGGAACACGCAACGGCGGUGUCGACGGCAAGUCCUCCAGGCAACGGCACGUCUUCGGAAGGCCUUCCAUGACGGGUGUUCUUCGUAAUAGCCCGCAAGAGCGCUCGGAUGACUGCAAGAAAAGUCUCCAGCGCCAGCGACAACCUGGCUUCGACACGAAUUUGGACCUUCAUGCCGACUCGAUGGACUGGAUGCCAAGCACCUCUGAUCCUUCCCAGACUGCUCUGCCCAAAGCUUCCCCAUUCAGAGCCCAAUUGGCUCACACGAGCUCGCCAAACGCACCAAUCUUGGGGCGUCAGACGUUUUUCGGCCCCGAUCCUUGCUUGCCCUCGGAUCUGUUGGAUGGGUUCGGCAAGUCUCUGCACUUGUCAGGUACGGAUCCGGCGACUGGAUCCGCUGGUGAUGGUAACGGGAGCAGACGAAAGUCGAGCGCAAGCAGUAGACAAGAACGCAGGAUGAAAGAGCAGAACAGUACGAGAGUUGUUCUGUUCGCAGCGCUUCUGCUCCUUGUUGCUGUAGGACUUGCUGGUGUUCAAAAUUCGCGAAAUACCUCGCACCUCGAACACCUCGACCGACAAAAUCUUGCUCUUGUCAGACUCGUUCAUGGCGCCUGGAACGCUCUCAAGCAGCCUGUACUGCACGCUACCAGCAAAGCGCGGGACUUGUUUCGGUUGCCUCCCAAAAUAGAAACUCGACUGGAGCUAGCAAUCAGGACGCAAACCCCUGCGCCUCCCAGCGUCGAGGACUUGCGUGCGUUGGGUGAGGUAUCGCACGAACCUACUGCCCAAAAUGCGCAGCUCGCCUUCGAAGACGCAGAGCAGCCUGACGAUGGUUGGAGUUCGUGGUCUGCGCCUGCAGAAGAUGCUCUCCUAGCGGAUCAGCCACCAGUCAGCCUCGGCGACCAGUCGAUCAAGAAUGGACAGCAGCGCGAUGCAGAAUCACCUCUGACUUCUGCAAAGACUUAUCCUGCAGAAAGCAGGCAUCAGACCUAUCGCGCCCGCUUCACGCCCAGAGAGUCAUGGUGGUAAACGGGGGCUCUUGUCAAUGAUAGCAAUAAAAAACGGAGCUCUUUCAGAACCUCAAACUGCCAUCGGAGAUGAGCAGGGCGCAAGCAGUCCACUGUCGUGUCUCAUACCUUCUCUUACAUGUACUAAGUCGAGCCCGAUUCAAUAUUGAUACCCUCUCCCGCUCGAGUAAUUGCAAAGGCC
Messenger RNA from Ceraceosorus guamensis, 2950 nucleotides. RefSeq lists its product as hypothetical. Gene Ontology annotation, biological process: nuclear inner membrane organization. Gene Ontology annotation, cellular component: nuclear inner membrane; mitotic spindle pole body; microtubule organizing center attachment site. Bases 275 to 2770 code for a protein of 831 amino acids. The record is from RefSeq and is a predicted model, not a curated record. The transcript has 4 exons. Lineage: Eukaryota; Fungi; Basidiomycota; Exobasidiomycetes; Ceraceosorales; Ceraceosoraceae.